AGCCGAAAUUGGCCGAACGAGGAAGCGAGCAUAAAGUCUGUGAAGUCCAAAGAAACUAAAAAUUUGUCGGUCACAUUAUUGAUGUAAAUUUUAAAAAUCUAGCAAAAUGAUCUUAUAAAAUCAUUUUAAGAUAAUCUUAUUCUCAUUUUAACUCUAUUGUAGUGAUUUAGUUUUGACUAUUUGAAUUCCUAACUUUGUAUUUCCUCGGCAAAGUGAGAGAGUUCAGUGCGAGUGCAAGCAAGGGUGGUAACGAGAAAUGUGAAGUAGUAUCUAUGAAGUUCAGGAAUCGGCCGUUUAUUUUAUACCUAUAAUAAUGAGCGGACGCCCUAGGACCACGUCAUUCGCCGAGGGCAGCAAAUCCGUUCGUAAGACAUUUGAAAAUCAACCACCGAAACCACCUCUAGGAGGCGUAAAAAUUAGCAGCGACGUGGAUACACCUAAAAAGAACGACCUGGCUUCGGAAAAGAAACCCGUCUCCUCGCACCGCAAGGACGGAUCCAAAGUGACAACCGUGGUAGCGACGCCGGGGCAGGGCCCCGAUAGACCCCAGGAAGUCAGCUAUGCUGAUAUGAAGCUGAUAGGUAAUGGAAGCUUCGGCGUCGUGUACCAGGCCAAAUUAUGCGACACGGGCGAGCUGAUCGCCAUCAAGAAAGUGCUUCAGGACAAGCGGUUUAAGAACAGGGAGCUGCAAAUCAUGAGACGGCUGGAACAUUGUAAUAUUGUCAAAUUGAAAUACUUCUUUUACUCCAGCGGUGAAAAGGUUGCUGUGCCCGUCGCGGUUAGCUCUCUACUAAACGCAAUGCAGUCUCUAGAAGUCGCAAAGGACGAAGUGUACCUGAAUUUGGUGCUGGAAUACAUACCUGAGACAGUAUACAAAGUCGCCCGUCACUACUCCAAAGAUGAACAAACAAUACCCAUUAGUUUUAUAAAGCUCUACAUGUACCAGCUGUUCAGAAGCCUCGCAUACAUCCAUUCGCUUGGCAUCUGUCACCGGGACAUCAAACCUCAGAACCUGCUGCUGGACCCCAAGUCAGGGGUGCUAAAGCUGUGCGACUUCGGUUCAGCGAAACACCUCGUCCGCAGCGAACCGAAUGUUUCUUACAUCUGCUCGCGGUAUUACCGAGCCCCUGAGCUGAUAUUCGGGGCCACAGAUUAUACAACUAAAAUCGACGUAUGGAGCGCGGGUUGCGUUGUGGCUGAACUUCUCUUGGGCCAGCCGAUCUUCCCCGGGGAUUCUGGUGUCGAUCAGCUCGUUGAAAUCAUCAAGGUGUUAGGAACUCCCACACGAGAACAGAUACGUGAAAUGAAUCCAAACUACACAGAAUUCAAGUUCCCGCAGAUCAAGAGUCAUCCAUGGGCGAAGUACAUGUUGGAGAGAAUACCACCCGCCCGCACCACUGAUCACCGCAUACGAGUGUUCCGCGCUUGCACUCCUCCGGACGCCAUAUCCCUGGUGUCCCGCCUGCUGGAGUACACCCCGGGCGCUCGUCUAUCCCCUCUCCAGGCGUGCGCGCAUUCCUUCUUCGACGAGCUCCGUGAACCCGCCGCACGCCUCCCCAACGGUCGCGCUCUGCCGCCGCUGUUCAACUUCACGGAAUACGAGCUGGCCAUACAGCCGAGCCUCAACGACUUCCUCAAGCCUCGUGCCGCCGUCGCUGACGCCGCCCCGGCCCAGACCGCCGCCUCCUCCGAACAACACGACGCGCAGGGAGAGACGGCGGCGAGCGGCCCCAGCGGUUCCCCGGGAGCGUCGUAGAGACUCCUCCCUUGCCACGCCCCGCGCCACUCCCCCUGACCCUCACCCCUCCCCCUGUACCGUGCGCGUCUCCCCCUCGGCCAGAAGGCGCCGCGCUCGCGCCAACGGCCGCCCAUGCUAUUUAGUGAUAGUAAUUUUCUUAUUGGCCAUCGGGAAAUUUUAUGCAUAAUAGGUGUUUUCGGCGAUUAAUCGUGUGAUACUGUAGUGUUAUUGUCUAUAGAAAGCUUGUGCCGUGUUCGUCGGUGACAGGGGUAAAUCCGCCGUAGUUUAUAUGAACCGUAGCUAUGUGAUCGCUUUGUAUAAUUUUUUUUUGUAAGCUCAAAUUGUCCGGUCGUGUACAUCGAUGCGUUCGUCAUUAUUACGCCUGGCCAGUAUCCUAUGUUAGUCGUGUCCCGGAGCUCCGUUUGUAAUGGCCGGUUCGUCGUCAUGGUGUCUCUAUGGUAAUCACAUGGUCGGUCACACACACCUAUUAAGGUAUAACGACAUAGCGUAGCGUGGACGGUGACGUCGCUUGGCCGUGUAAUCAGUAGAGAAGUUUCAGUAGCGCAUUAGUAUAUAAUCUGUGGACUGCCCGACCGCGUGUGUUGUGCUAACAUCGAUCCUCAGAUUGAGCAUUUUUUUUUGCAUAAAAAAAGCAUACUUGUAAAUUUUUAUAACUAGCGUAAACUGAUCUCUCAAGAUAAUUUUAAUAUUUAAUGAUAUUUCAGAAUAUUAUGUAUUUGUAUAAAACAAUUCAAAUUAUAUAUAUUUUUUUUAGAUUUACAGCAUUAUAAAUAUUCGUUUAUUCGGGCAAAUUUACAUUAGAACCUUUUUGAUUGCGGUGUACCUUUUUAUCGAACGCUGAAUAAAUGUAAGGUAUCGUACUAGCACUGUCGUUAUACUAAUGUAAAAUCAUAGUUUUUUCGAUAAUAUUGUAUUCUAUAUUCAAUAAAUAAUAUUUCUGCUAUGUAAAAAUAAAAUUGUCAUUGAGAACACUUAUAUACACAUAGUAGUCAUUUAUUAAAUGAUAUGUUUAAAAAAAUAUAUAUAAAAAUAAUAAUAAUAAUUAAAUUCAUUGUCAUAGCUUUAAGUAUUUGAGCAAUUUCAUUUUGCACACAGUUAUUAGGUAAAGGUAUUAAAAGCCUGUAUAUUUAGAAUAACGCAACCUUUUAUUCAUGAUAUAGAUAUAGCCUUAUGCGUAAUGGUGUGCACCAGAUCUUAUCACCUACACAGAUUUGGCAGCUCGAAAGCGGUCGAUGACGUCACAAUCACAUAAUUUUUAAUACCAUUGCCUGUAUAUGGUGUGUAUCGGGGAUUGUGAGAGAACUCUUUAGUUGGUCGUUAUCAACGUGCCCUACACCACGUAUAUAAUAUACGCUCCUAUUAUUACAUAUUUGUAUGUAGUAAAAAUAAAUUUUUUAGUACGUUAAGUGAUAGAGGGCGCCCGCGUCCGGCGUCGGGCGUCCUGUAUCAGACACAUAGAUCACACAUAGAUGAGCUUAGUUUUCCCCCGCGGAUAUUCUUUUGCUGGCCUUCAUGAUUCGUGUAAAUAUAUUAUAAUUAUUAUCUUUACGGUAUGACUCUGAUAAAGUUUAUCGGUAGAGGGCGUUAAAUCGCUCGCUUACAAAUCCCGAGGUCUCUGUCGCUUCGUGCAGAUAAUUAUUGUAUGUGAGACGUUAAGGAUUCGUAAGGUAUUACUAUAGUUUAGAUAUGCAUAUUUUAUUAAGUCUUAUCUUAUAUGAAUUUUGUAACCGACGUUGCUUCUAAAGACCCUCUGUGUAAAAAGUUAAGACAUACUAGUGACCUGAAUUGAAGCGAUGUUAUUGGAACGUCUUAAUCCCACUGAAUUCUCACUUUGACUAUUUGAGUGCACGUUUACUACAGGAGAGGUACCCUUUAUUACAAUACUUCGAAAUGGGGUUGACUUAUAUAAAUUAUUUAAAGUAAAAGAGUUUUUCUUAUUGCUAGUACUGUAAUAUUAAAUUUAAUAGUGAGUGAAAUUUGUAUUUUGUUUUAAUUUGUUUUACUGAAUUUGAAUACAUCGUAACACCCAUAUCGUUGUUAGUUAUGAAUGAAAAUAACAUAAUUAUAAAAGUAAAUAUUAAAUGAAUAGUAA
Messenger RNA from Danaus plexippus (monarch butterfly), 3851 nucleotides. It is a transcript of the gene sgg, whose product is annotated as glycogen synthase kinase-3 beta. The record is from RefSeq and is a predicted model, not a curated record. The transcript is spliced from 12 exons. Gene Ontology annotation, molecular function: ATP binding; protein serine/threonine kinase activity. The coding region runs from base 314 to 1756 and encodes 480 amino acids. Gene Ontology annotation, biological process: signal transduction; negative regulation of canonical Wnt signaling pathway; protein phosphorylation. Gene Ontology annotation, cellular component: cytosol; nucleus; cytoplasm. Lineage: Eukaryota; Metazoa; Arthropoda; Insecta; Lepidoptera; Nymphalidae.